UCUUUGGUGCUGGGAGGCGGGCCGCGGGGUCGCCGUCCGCGCCGCCGGCUCGCUGGGCCCGGCGGACUCACGUGACCGACGCGGGCUCUGGAGCGGCCGGCCGCACUGAGGAAGCGGCAGCGGCGGAGGCGGCGACCGCAGCCGGGAGGUAGCGGCCUGGCAAGGGACGGGCCGCUGCCCUCUCGGACAGCCGCGGCGGAAGAGAAAGAUGGCGGAGGCCUCGGCGGCCGGGGCGGGCGCAGGCGCUGCUGUCGCCGCGCACCGGUUUUUCUGCCACUUUUGCAAGGGCGAGGUCAGCCCCAAACUACCGGAAUAUAUUUGUCCCAGAUGUGAAUCAGGCUUUAUUGAAGAAGUGACAGAUGAUUCCAGUUUUUUAGGUAGUGGUGGCAGCCGGAUAGACAAUAGCACAUCAACACAUUUUGCAGAGCUCUGGGAGCAUUUGGACCACACGAUGUUUUUCCCAGAUUUUAGACCAUUUCUAAGUAGCAAUCCACUGGACCAAGAUAAUAGAGCCAAUGAGAGGGGUCACCAAACUCACACUGACUUCUGGGGACCAAGUCGUCCUCCACGGCUGCCAAUGACUCGAAGAUACAGAUCACGAGGAAGUACUCGUCCUGAUAGAUCCCCAGCUAUUGAAGGAAUAAUACAACAGAUCUUUACAGGAUUCUUUGCAAAUUCUGCAGUUCCUGGAUCCUCACAUCCUUUUUCCUGGAGCGGGAUGCUGCACUCCAACCCUGGGGACUAUGCCUGGGGUCAGACAGGGCUUGAUGCCAUUGUAACCCAGCUUUUAGGACAACUGGAAAACACAGGGCCUCCCCCAGCUGACAAGGAAAAGAUCACAUCUCUUCCAACAGUGACAGUAACUCAGGAACAAGUUGAUAUGGGUUUAGAGUGUCCGGUGUGCAAAGAAGAUUACACAGUUGAUGAGGAAGUCCGGCAGUUACCCUGCAACCACUUCUUCCACAGCAGUUGUAUUGUACCGUGGUUAGAACUGCAUGACACGUGUCCUGUAUGUAGGAAGAGCUUAAAUGGUGAGGACUCUACUCGGCAAACCCAGAGCUCUGAAGCCUCUGCAAGCAACAGAUACAGCAGUGACAGCCAAUUACAUGACCGAUGGACUUUCUGAAGCUAAAGCCUGCAUCUGAGCCAGGGCUGUGGUAGUCUUCUUAUCACAGCUGUCAAUUGUAUCAAAACAAAAAAAUAGUAGGUGGAUUUAGGAAUUGCAUAAGAAACCCCAACCCAUAAUAUUAAUGCAGUGAGUGUUUUUCUUCUCCAAAUUUAAAGUUAGUAUCUGCAGAUGGAAUUGUAUCUACAACCAAAUGCCUCUUAUUCCUGAAUUCAGAGUGAUACUUUUAUAAGUGUGAAACUUGAUUAUGUGGGUUUCCCCUGCCAGAAUAGAAUCACUUUACCUUAAAGUCUAGCUAGGGUCCCACUAUCUGUCAUGUUCUCUUGUAGUGGAUGUUUCCACCUCCUUCUCUAACUUCCACCCUACCAUUAGUGUAUUUAAUUAUAGUAGAUGCAGUGGAACCACAGUCCUAAAGUCCUGCUGAUAUAAAGUCUUUCUGUUUUAAUUGUACAAAAGCAUCUACUCUUGGUCACAUAAGCCACAAAGCAAGAUCAGAUUAAUUCAGGAAUCUGAGACUAAUGAUUUUGUUUUGUUUUGAAUCCUCAGAAAAUCAAAGAAAAAUUACAGUGGGGAGGAGCAAGUGGCCGAUCAUUGUACUCUUUGAUUUUCUCAUUUUAAUUUUUUUUUUUUAUUUUAUUUUUUUUUUCUCAUUUUAAUUUUUAAAGACUACUUCACAAGGUGCAGUUUCUGCAGAAGCCAACAUGACAUAUCUUAGGAAUCUUACGUUGUUGGGAAUCUGAUUCUGGUUCCCUUUUGGAAAUGAGUUGGGCAGCAUACAGGCACAGAAGGACAGGUAUUUGAAAUCUUUGGUUCUGAGGUUUCUUUAAUGACCCCCAACUCAUUGUUUACUGCCUUUUGUCAUAGGGACCUUAAAAUAAUUUCCCUCAGAAAUAGAAUUACUUUAUUACUGCUUCUACAGCCAAUUCACUGUUUUUAGUAAUUCACUGGUCUUCAGGAAUUGAGAUUUCACAUUGUCUCAUUUUAAUUUUUUAAGCCCUUUUAUCAUCUCUGAAAUCUUUCUGUUCUGCUUGGUUCUGGUUGUACUUGGUAUCAAACUGAUUGUUGUGAUCAUGCCCGAAACAGCUUGGCCUUGGAGAGGUGGGACUUCUAUUUUCAGCCUAACAGUGUCUCAUUGCACAUGCACAUGCUCUUUGAAGCAUUUAAGUGUUUAAAGUUGAAUAAAUGAAGAAGAUCAAGAAUGUUGUUGGAACUUUAGAGUCUCAAAAGGAAAUGAUGGGGGCAUGUAACCACUGUUAGCGCACCAUAGAGGGUGACAGGGGCUCCAUUUGUCUGGUCACAUCAGCCCUUCAUAGUUUGGAAUGAUUCGAACAAGAAGGCCACUCUUUAUGAGUGUCUUUCUUGGCUAGGAGUCUUUCCUCAGUUUUUGUUGACUAUCAUACACUGGUUUUGGGGCCGAGGGAAAGGGGUUAGAGAUAUCUUUGUACUUUGGCAGAGGAUAAAGAAGUAGGGGAGGGAAGAGAGACAGUGGGAGAGUGGCUUGCUGAAUUAACAGCCUGCCUCUAAAAUUGUGACCAAAAAGUAUGAUUCGUGUUAGGCCCAGAGGAAAUAAAAGAUGUUUUCUCCUCUG
This is a messenger RNA of Leptonychotes weddellii (Weddell seal), 2714 nucleotides long. It is a transcript of the gene RNF115, whose product is annotated as ring finger protein 115. Gene Ontology annotation, cellular component: nucleus. Gene Ontology annotation, biological process: ubiquitin-dependent protein catabolic process. Lineage: Eukaryota; Metazoa; Chordata; Mammalia; Carnivora; Phocidae. Gene Ontology annotation, molecular function: ubiquitin protein ligase activity. The record is from RefSeq and is a predicted model, not a curated record.